Ascochyta rabiei is the source of this 1515-nucleotide messenger RNA. RefSeq lists its product as uncharacterized. The transcript is spliced from 4 exons. The record is from RefSeq and is a predicted model, not a curated record. The coding region runs from base 1 to 1515 and encodes 504 amino acids. NCBI's taxonomy places the organism in Eukaryota, Fungi, Ascomycota, Dothideomycetes, Pleosporales, Didymellaceae.
AUGGAACUCCUCGACUGUCCACUCUGCGACUUCACUGUGCUGCCGACCGAUGACUAUGUUCUUCAGUUACACUUCGAGCAGGUGCAUACGGAGGGCAGUCCCUUCAUAAUAAAUGAUGAAACAGAGCCACUACCUCCUUCGGUUGGAUCCUCCUCCAAAAGCAAGCACGUGCAAGCCACGACUUCCUCAGAUGAAGAGGAAACCACAGUCGCGUGUCCUGAGCCUGACUGCGGCGAGCUGGUCUUGCUCGACGACUUCAACGAUCACCUGGAUCUUCACGCGGCAGAAACAUUAUCAUUCGACGAGACCACCGGAAAGUAUCACUCUUAUCAUUCAGUCAACGACAUGCAUAAACCACCCGCUACACAACUUUCUCAUAGGCGCUCGUCAAAAGCCGCCGCAUCGGACUACCUAUACGACACCGAGUCCUUAGACGGCUCAAGAAAAAGCGAUAACCAUGGCAAGAUCAGGAAGAAGCAUCGCGACAGGAGGAACACAGACAGCAGCGAGAAGAGCACGUUAGCCAGGAGUAUCAUAAGCUUCAAUCCAUUUACAAAGUCGGAAAAGCCAGCGAAACCACCGAAUAAGAGUGCACGUCUUGGUAAAUCAGAACUUGGGCCCCACGCCUGGGAGGACCGAAUGCCUAAGUGGCUUCAUGAACAACUUGCCGCUGGCCCAAAGAUCACUGUCGUCAACCGUAUCGGUCGGGACGGUCGUCUCAUCAAGCAGGAGCGAGUGCAGAAUGAAACUCCUGGCGUGAUUACCAUCCUGGCGCAACUGUCGGCCUUGGAUCGCACCGUCAAACAAGCAUACUACUGUCAUCCGUCCACAGUACACGUUGGCAAGACGCCAAAAGAGGGUAGCUUCUGCGGUUACAGGAAUAUUCAAAUGCUCAUCUCUUACAUUCAGGGCACCAAAGCUCAGGGACACGAAGAGUUCCCCGGUCGCCUGCCUGGGAUCCUUAAGUUACAGGAAUUGAUCGAGAGAGCGUGGGACAUGGACAUCAAUCCCAUCGGCAGAAUUCAAACAGGUGGUAUACAGGAUACCAGGAAAUACAUCGGUACCCCAGAAGCACAAGCCCUGUUCCUCAGCACCGAGAUCAACUGUGCCGUUGAGAUGUUCAGCGAUCAAGAUACGCCACACGGCAAGGUACAAGCCCACGAUUCACUCCUUCUCGCAGUCGAACGCUACUUUACCCAGGCCGCCGUCAGCGAUGGUUCCAAUGUUCACAAGACUCUCCUGCCUCCUAUCUAUCUUCAGCGGCCCGGCCACUCGCUUACUAUUGUCGGGUUUGAACGUCGCAGUGAGAGCUAUUGCAACCUCGUGGUUCUCGAUCCCGUUUAUGCUACUAGCCCAGCCAUGCAUAAGUUGAUUGGCCGGAAGAACAUCAAGAGCUCGAGACCGGAAGUCAUGCACGCGUAUCGAAGAGGCCCUGCGCAUCUUAAGAAAUUUGCCGCCUUCGAGAUUCUGAGACUCACUGCAACACCGCCUCUAUUCCCCGCUUGGGAUGUAUGA